GGAACUCCAUACGGAACGGCAUGUGGCCGACAUCCAUGUCCAACCUGUGUGUCAUAUGUUCGGCAUUUUUUCUACUCAUGGUUUGCGAGCCGUCGGUCACCCAGUUAUUGACGGACAGACUCUGGAGAUUUGGGUUUCAAAUCUACAUCAUAUCCAGUUUGCCACUAAUGUUGCGGGCGGUGAUCAUCUCAUGCGUGUUUGGCAUCAGUUUCAUAUUAGUGGCGCUAAUACUGCGACAAUAUUUCAUACGACUAUUGCUGUCAUACAGGGGUUGGAUGAACGAGAUCUCAUCCCGGGGUAAAUCCAAGAAAGUGAUGCUCUGGGCGAUCGCACUGCGACUGGUCAGCGGCUACCAGCCCUCUCUCUAUAGCUUUCAGCGUUCAUUGCCGCGAAUGCCGGUGCCGUCGCUCAGGCAUACCAUUCACAAGUUGUUUGAGUCGUUGAAACCUGUUUGCAGUGAAGAAGAGCUCGUCGUCUUGAAAAAGCAAUCAAAAGUGAGUUGA
Molecule: messenger RNA, 503 nt
Organism: Oppiella nova
Lineage: Eukaryota; Metazoa; Arthropoda; Arachnida; Sarcoptiformes; Oppiidae
Source: the annotation of a GenBank genome assembly